CGCUGCGUUUGCGGAAGAACAUCUCUGUCUGCGACGAGUGACUGGGACGAAAAGAAGAGAAGUUCAGAAAGUUUGAUCACCGCGCUGCCAUACGAAGUAAAAUCCCCUUACAUAUGAAGAUAGAAAUAUACGGAUAUAUAUGGUCAAACGACACAAUCUGACGGGAUAAAAGACAUCUCGUCUUCGAGUGCUGUUCGCUUUUUGACUCUUUGUCGCUUGAAUUUGAGAAUCAUUUAUAGAUUCUUGCGCUUUAACCUGAGACGGAGCACAGCCUCACGCUGGUGACUCUAUGUGGAUUUUACAAAAAAUAUGGGCCAAUUACCAGGUGUUUCUUCGGGCAAAGUCAUCCUCCUAGUUAUUUGCUGCCUUAAAUUAUCACAUGCUCUGCAGUGUGUGGAUCCUGUGAAGCCUUGUGUGAACAAUGCUACCUGUGUCACCUUCCACAAUGGAACAGGCUUCUGCAGGUGCUCUUCAGGUUUCUUAGGCGAGUACUGCCAGCACAGAGACCCGUGUAAAGCGGGGUAUUGUCUGAAUGCAGGAGAGUGCACUGUGAGUUUGUCUGGAGUUCCUGGAAGCCCCAGCUGCGUUUGUCCUCUGGGCUUCACCGGCCCCAACUGCGGGAUCCAGAAAAACUCCGCCUGCUACCCUAACAACCCCUGCAACAAUGGGGGGACGUGCUCGCUCCUUCCCAACGAGAAGUACCAAUGCCACUGUGCCCGUAGUUGGACAGGUCAACUUUGUGAAAAUGAGGACACUUGUCUGUCCAGCCCAUGUGCCAACGGGGGUGCCUGCCAAGCUCUCCCGAACCGGGAAUUCUCCUGUACCUGUCCCCCUGGUUACCAUGGCCCCCGUUGCCUUAAUGACACAGAUGAGUGUGCCUUGUCCCCCUCUCCCUGCAAGAAUGAAGGCUUGUGUGUGAACACCCAGGGCUCAUAUCAGUGUAACUGCCCGCCCGGUUUUACGGGCCGCCACUGCGAGUUAGUUUACAUACCCUGCUCUCCAUCGCCCUGCCUCAAUGGUGGUACAUGCCGGCAGAUGACUGACACAACUUACGUAUGCCACUGCCUUCCAGGUUUUAAUGGAACAAACUGUGAGGUUAACAUUGAUGAUUGUCCAAGUCACCGGUGUGAGAAUGGAGCUACUUGCAUGGAUGGAGUUAACACGUACAAUUGCCAAUGCCCACCUGAAUGGACUGGUCAGUUUUGCAACAAUGACGUGGAUGAAUGCAGGCUACAGCCCAACGCCUGUCAGAAUGGAGGAACAUGCAGUAACACACUGAACGGCUACAAUUGCGUGUGUGUGAACGGCUGGAGCGGUUUCGACUGCUCUGUGAACAUCAAUGACUGUGCCCCUGCACCCUGCACUGCUGGAUCCACCUGCAUUGAUCGUGUUGCGUCUUUCGUCUGCAGCUGCCCUCCUGGCAAAACUGGUUUGCUGUGUCACAUCGAUGAUGCCUGCACCAGUAACCCUUGCAAGAUGGGAGCUCAGUGCGACACAAACCCAGUCAAUGGCAAGUUUAACUGUAACUGCCCCUCAGGUUACAAGGGCAGCACGUGUGCGGACGACAUUAACGAGUGUGUCAUCGGGCCAAACCCAUGUGAGCAUGGUGGCUCAUGUAUGAAUACAGAUGGCUCGUUCACCUGUAAUUGUGCUCCGGGCUACACGGGCCCCCGCUGCGAGACAGACAUCAACGAAUGUAUCUCCUAUCCUUGCCUGAAUGACGCCACUUGCUUGGACCAGAUAGGAGAUUACAACUGCAUCUGUAUGGCAGGCUUUGAGGGAGUACACUGUGAGAUUGACAUUAAUGAGUGUGCCAGCUCGCCUUGUCUUAAUAAUGGCAAAUGUCUGGACCAGGUCAGCCGAUUCAUCUGCGAGUGUCCUCAGGGUUUCACUGGGGAAAUGUGUCAGAUUGACAUUGACGAAUGUGCCAGCACUCCUUGCCAUAAUGGGGCCAAGUGUCUCGACCGACCCAACGGCUAUGAGUGUGAAUGUGCUGAAGGUUUCACAGGGCCGCUGUGUAUGGAAAACAUUAAUGACUGUGAACCUAAGCGCUGUCACCAUGGUGACUGUAUAGACGGAAUUGCAACAUUCUUCUGCGAAUGUCACCCGGGUUACAUGGGCCCCAUCUGCAGUGAACAAAUAAGGGAGUGCCAGAGUGACCCCUGCCAAAAUGGAGGUUACUGCGUCGACCUGGUCAACAGGUACCAAUGCAACUGCCUGCAAGGGACCACAGGUGUGAACUGUGAGAUCGACCUUGAUGACUGCGAGAACAAUCCAUGCCAGCACGGGGUCUGUGAAGAUGGAAUAAACAAGUACAAUUGUGUGUGCGAACCUGGAUACACAGGGGAGAGGUGUACAGAGGAUAUAGACGAGUGCAGCUCAAGACCAUGUCUGAGUGGAGGGACAUGUGUGGACAAGAUCAACGGCUUUCAGUGUUCGUGCCCUGCUGGGACUCACGGUCCCUUGUGUCACUCUGGCGCAGAUUUCUGCAGUCCUCAGCCAUGCCUGCACGGAGAGUGUGUCGAGCAGCAGGACGGGUACCACUGCGCAUGUAAAGCCGGCUGGGAGGGCAAGAAUUGUGAACGAGAAAAGAAUGAGUGUUUGUCAAACCCAUGUCAGAAUGGAGGAACCUGUAAUGACCGUUUGAACAGCUACAUCUGCGUGUGCCCCCAUGGACUUGCAGGCUCCAACUGCGAGAUUAACGUUAAUGAAUGUGAGUCAAGCCCUUGUAUGAAUCAGGGAACCUGCAUGGAUGAAAUCAACAGCUACACCUGCCACUGCACUCUUCCUUUUACAGGGAGACACUGCGAGGAGAAGUUGGUCCCCUGUGCAUCUCAACCCUGUCAGAGUGGUGGUGUGUGUCGACCGUCCGCAGAUUACACCGCAUAUACCUGCCAGUGCCUUAGCGGCUGGGAAGGAGCCCAAUGCACAGAAGAUGUCAAUGAGUGCAGGAGGGGCCCGUGUCAGAAUGGGGCUCAUUGUGUGAACACGCAGGGCAGCUAUUACUGCGAAUGCCAUCCUGGGUACAGUGGAGUCAACUGCCAGACCAACAUUGAUGACUGCAGCUCCAAUCCAUGCCGUAACGGGGGCACUUGCGUGGAUAGAGUGGGACGUUUCUUGUGCGAGUGCAGAGCUGGUUUCUAUGGAGAGCGUUGUGAGGAGGAGAUGGACGAAUGCGUUAGCGCCCCCUGCAGGAAUGGAGGUCUCUGUAAAGAUUAUGUGAAUAGCUACACCUGCGAGUGCCCGCCAGGCUUUGAUGGAAUCAACUGUGAACGCGACAUCCCAGAUUGCACCGACACGUCGUGUCUCAACAACGGAACGUGUGUGGAUGGAAUAAAUCGUUUCUUCUGCCGCUGUCGACAUGGUUUCUCGGGUCAGUUUUGCCAGUUUGAGCUGAACGAGUGCGACUCUCAACCCUGUAAAAAUGGAGGCACUUGUAUAGACGGCUUGGGGACUUUCCACUGCACCUGCCCGCUGAUGUACAAUGGGAAAACCUGCGAGUCAAUGGUGAAUCUGUGCAGUCAGAUUAAGUGUCAGAACAGAGGCAUGUGCAUCCAAAAGGAGAUGGAUUGGAGGUGCAGUUGUAACCCAGGGUGGACCGGGCUGUACUGCGACAUACCCAACGUGACUUGCCAGGCUAUUGCCAUCACCAAGGGUGUUAAGGAGGAUAAGGUCUGUAAGAAUGGGGGGCACUGUGUGAACAAACCCAACACACACUGGUGUCAGUGUCAGAGAGGUUACACUGGCAGUUACUGUGAGCUGGAAGUGGAUGAGUGUUUGUCCAACCCAUGCAGAAAUGGAGGAAACUGUGUGGAUUAUCAGGGAGGUUAUGAUUGCCAGUGUAAAUCAGGUUAUCAGGGUGUGAACUGUGAAUACGAUGUUAACGAGUGCCAAUCAAAUCCUUGUCUCCAUGGAGGCACCUGCAUUGACCUGGUCAACCGUUUCUCUUGCUCAUGCCCUCCUGGCACCAAAGGUUUGCAGUGUGAAAUAGACGUUGAUGAGUGUGCCAAAGAAUUCAGUCCGCGUUGUCUGAACGGCGGCCAGUGUUUGGACGGUUUGGGACGGUACACCUGCUCCUGUCCACCUGGUUUUACUGGAGAGCAUUGUGAGGGAGACAUAAACGAGUGUCUGUCCGGACCGUGCCACCCCCCUGGCACCAUCGACUGCGUCCCACUCGCCAAUGACUAUCAGUGCCGCUGCCGUCUCGGUUAUACCGGUCGACACUGUGAGUCAAUGGUGGAUCUUUGCCAGUCCAAGCCGUGUCACCACCACGGCAGAUGUUCAAUGAACAUGAGUUCGGUGCAUGGCUACAGCUGCACAUGCCAAUCCGGUUUCACUGGCUUCAACUGUGGUGAUUACCCCUGUGCCAAUGUCCGUUGCCUGAACGGUGGACGGUGCAUGGAGACGCUGGGGCGCCCUCAAUGCCAGUGCAAAAACGGUUUUACCGGGCCGCAAUGCGAGAUCUUGCAAAGUCUCUGCGUGUGUGGUAACGGAGGCACCUGCAUUGAUCCACGUGAUUCCAACAAGUUUAGCUGUCGAUGUGUGCCUGGAUACAGCGGGCCGGAUUGUCAGAUUUUAUCUAGAACUACCCCUACCUGCCCAUACGUGGAGUGUGAACAAAGGGCUGGAGACAAAGUAUGUGACCCACAGUGUAAAACGGCAGAGUGCGAGUGGGAUGGAGGCGACUGUACAUUGCUUUUCGAAAAGCCCUGGAAGAACUGCUCAGCCUCUGUGCCCUGCUGGGAUCUUUUCCAUAAUGGACGCUGUGACCAGGAAUGUAACAAUGCCGGCUGCCUUUUUGACAACUUUGAAUGUUCUUCGGGACGGAGCGCUUGCAAAUAUGACAAAUACUGUCCAGAUCAUUACGGCAAUGGUCAUUGUAAUCAGGGCUGUAACACAGAAGCAUGUGGCUGGGACGGACUGGAUUGCGCUACAGACACUCCUCCCAAACUGGCUGACGGCACGCUGGUGAUCGUGGUGUUGCUGCAGCCCAAAGAGUUGCUGGGUGACAUUCGGGGUUUCUUGCGCUCUUUGGGGAUGCUCCUGCACACUAAUUUGCGGCUAAAGAUGGACCAGCAGCAGAGACCUAUGGUGUACCCGUAUUAUGGAAAAGAAGAAGGCGAGCAAGACGGUGUCUCCACGAUGAAGCAACGUGGUAAACGAGAGCUGGGGAAGGAGGUUCUUGGAUCAAAGGUUUUCCUGGAGAUUGACAAUCGUCAGUGUUCACAGCACUCAAUCGAAUGCAUCUCCAGCGCAGACCAGGCUGCAGCCUUCAUAGCUGCCGAGUAUCUUAAAUCGGAGCUGCCGUACCCCCUGCACUCCGUCAGCAGUGGUCAACAAGAUCCUCAUCCCCUGCCCCCUCUGCUGUAUUUGGUUGCGGUGGCAGCAGCUAUCAUCUUGUUGAUACUGAUAUUGGGUGUAUUGGUUGCCAAGCGAAAACGCAAGCAUGGAAGUUUAUGGCUUCCUGACGGCUUUAGUCCAAAGAAGGAGUGCAAACGUAGGGAACCAGUGGGCCAGGAUGAUUUUGGCAUGAAGAACAUACAGAAGCCACAGGAUAUUGGGAUGAUGGAUGGCAGCUCUACCCACCACUGGUCAGAGGACGAUCAUCUAGCUGAGAAACCCAGGAUGGAGGAUAAGCCGUUGCUUCCUGUUGGAGUGGAUGGAGGGGUGGACAGAAGAGAAUGGACCCUGCAGCAUCACAAAGCUGCUGACAUCCCACUCACUCCGCCUCAGGCGGACAUAGAUAUGGACAGCCUGGACGUCAAUGUCAAAGGACCAGAUGGUUUCACUCCCCUCAUGCUGGCAUCAUUGCGGAAUGGCAGCAGUUCUGAUUGUGGCAGCAUGCUGGGUGAUGAGGAGGAGGAAAGCGGAGCAGACGAGCCUGGCACAAAUGUUAUAACCGACCUCAUCGGACAGGGCGCUUCGCUCAAUUCCCAGACGGACCGCACCGGAGAGACUGCCCUUCAUCUCGCUGCACGAUAUGCUCGCGCUGAUGCUGCCAAGAGGCUGCUGGACGCUGGUGCCGAUGCCAACGCUCACGAUAACAUGGGCCGUACCCCUCUGCAUGCGGCCGUGGCGGCAGACGCACAGGGAGUCUUCCAGAUUCUUAUCCGUAACCGUGCCACGGAUCUUGAUGCCCGCAUGAAUGAUGGCACCACACCACUCAUCCUGGCAGCCAGAGUGGCAGUGGAGGGCAUGGUAGAGGAGCUGGUGCACUGCCAUGGAGAUGUCAACGCUGUGGACGACCAUGGUAAGUCGGCUUUGCAUUGGGCAGCUGCUGUCAAUAAUGUUGAAGCCACACUGGUGCUACUGAAGAAUGGAGCCAACAGAGACAUGCAGGACAACAAGGAGGAGACCCCCCUGUUCCUUGCGGCCAGAGAAGGGAGCUUUGAAGCAGCUCAAGUCCUGCUAGAUCACUAUUCAAACCGCGACAUCACCGACCACCUCGACCGCCUGCCACGUGAUACCGCCCAGGAGAGGAUGCAUCACGACAUUGUGCGUCUCCUGGACCAGUACAACCUGGUGCACAGCCCACACUCCGGGCCAAAUCACAUCGGUAACGGCGGAGGGCACUCUAUGGUCUGCGGGCCGAACGGAACAGGAUACAUUGGCAUGCGUCCUGGACCGCAGGGCAAAAAGAAUCGACGGGGUGGAGGCAAAGCAGGCGGCGUUACAGGUGGGACAGCCAAAGAUCUGAAGGAAAUGAAAGCCAAGAGGCGUAAGAAGCCCGCUGGCGGAGAUGGACCGGUUGUGGUGGCGGUGGGCGGACCUGUGGGGAAUGCCAACAAAGCAGCCGGGGGUCUCUCUGAAAGCUCAGUCACCAUGUCACCUGUGGAUUCUCUGGAGUCUCCCCACUCGUAUUCCGGAGAGCCUGCCGUCACAUCCAACACUGCAAACUCUCCCCCGCUGCUGAGCAGCCCGUCCGUUAGGCCCAUGCUGCCCCCUGUCAGUCACAUGCUGGGCCAGCAGCAGAGCUGGGGGGGUCUGCCUAAACACCCUUACAACCCCCACAUGUUUAGUCUCAUGCAGUCCCACCAGAUGAGCACGGGCCACACUGGCAUGCAGCAGCAACACCACAGCCCUGGCAUGCUCACCCCGAUGAAUGUCACCAUGAACCGAGAACAGCUGCCGCCCAUUGUCACCUUCCAGUCGAUGGCAACGAGCGGUGGGCAGAGCCUCCUCAAGCAGCCGCAACAGGGGCAGAUGCAAGCACAAGGGCAGAACCAGAGCCAGGCCCGUGUUCAAGCGGGCCAGCACAUGCACUGCAACCAGGGUUUGAUGUACCCCAUUCCUGACGUAGGAAUGCUGCACGGCAUCUCACACACCCUUCAACACCCCCAUGGUCAUAACCACACCCUCCCUCGCGGAAACGGGUUGGCGGAGGGGCAGGCGCGACAAGUGGCGUCCUAUCAGCCACGCCAGAGCCCUGUGGAUAAAUAUCCCACCCCACCGUCCCAGCACAGCUAUGCCACUGCUGGCUCCGAGGGAACCACCCCGGGUCAUCCCGCACACCCUCCCAGUGAACAUCCUUACCUCACACCUUCGCCCGAAUCGCCUGACCCCUGGUCCUCUUCAUCACCACACUCCAAUUCAGACUGGUCCGAUGUCACCACAAGCCCCACCCCUCUAGGAAACCCUCAUUCAAUGGCUUCUUCCUGCCACAAACACAUUCCCGAACAGGCUCAGCUGCAGCCCCAGUUGCAGCCUGUGCAGCCGGCGCAGUCACAGCAGUCACAGCGCAGCAGCGUGUAUGCGUAAGAACACAAACCUCAGUGGUGCACUCUAACCUUUGGAGUUUAAUUGCACGGCCAUUUUGAUUUCUCUGUCUAGGUGUCGAAGGAGUGGCCAACUAUCAGUCUUCCAUGUAUUUUCUCUGCCCUUCAUCUUUAUGCUUGUUGACUGCGAUGUUUGUAUUUUAGAAAUUUCCACAAGCUCAUAUUUUUGAUCACCCAAAAGAUCCUAAAAUUGGACCAGAUGUUACACAGAACCUGUCUUUUAAGCAGAGAAAAACUAUGUUUUUAAAAACUCUGAAAUCCACUGUUACACAUGGACGAUCACGCUGCCAAGUUAUCUGUGGUAACGGUCCCAGCGUGGGAUUUUUUUCAUGGAGCUUUUAUGUAUUGAAGGAAAUUUUCUCAUUUAAUCUGCAAUCUUUUUGCCAGAUAUGCUAAAUUGGUACCAAUUUGUCUUUUUAUAUAAGACAUCAGCUGCAUGUGUUUUCCUAUCGUUCACCUUUUUUGUACUGAUGGAAUGUUUUUUAAGGAAUUGGUGAUACUUUUGCCCCGUGACCCGAGGUAGUUCGGAUAAGCGGUAGAAAAUGGAAUGGAAUGGAAUGGUGGUACUUUUGUUGUUUCGCAUUUAGAUUGGAAGCAAGAAUGUGUGUAGUAAAGGAGGUCGACAUUUGUGCCCACAUACAUCUCAUUCAUAUGUGGUUCAGAGCUAAACUGUGGUGUAAAUAGUCUGUAAAAUGUUACUUUAUGUUUCUCAUUGUCUGUGUUACUUUGUAUCUUCUGCCUUGCCAAUGAUUAAAAGAGGUAACAUGAGGUGUGUAAAUAUGGUAGGGUUCAACUUCGAUUCUUUAUGGUAUGCAGUAUUUUUUGGCCACAAAUAUUACAGACGAGUGGAAUUCCAGCAAAAUGAAAAGUUUAGACAAAUAUUAUCAGUGCCUUUUAAAUGUAUUUUUAAUCAUUGUUUACUAUGUUUUUGUUAUUCUGCUUUGUGUUACAUUAAUAUUCUGAGCAGUUUAACUGGUUCUUUUUGUGUUUCAUGUAUUCUCUUUGUAAAACAAUCAGCCUGUCUGUGCGACCGUUCAAAUAAUACUUUAUACAAUUCAAAUGUUCUGUUUCACUUUUUGUGAUUUCAUGAUUUGAGCAAAGCUUUAUAAGCCUGAUUAGUACAAUCACACUUUUCUUUGUUAUGCACAAUAAUGCCCCUCUAUCUCAAACACCAAAUAAACACUCUAAGUAGUAUAUAGAAAGCCAUGCAUACAUUAGUAAGAGAUGAUAAAAUACUCUUUAUAAGGUCUUAUGAACUUCCUGUAUUUGUUUUAAUGAUUUCAUCAGUGACAUUAUAUGUUCAAUAUUAAGAGAGUGGACUUUACACUCACUUGUGUAAACAAAGUUAGGAAUUUUGGAAUCAAUUGGCUUCAUUAUGUGGCUUAAAAUACCAUUAUUCGAUGUAAAACAGACUCACAUAUUGUUCCUCUUGUAGCACUUAUGGCCCCUUCAACAGAAUCAUUUUUGGUGUAAUGAAAUCAAGGUGAACGAAUACGUUCGUCCACCAAAAGAUCAUCGCAAAGCUUCUGGACCGUUGUGGUUUCACCCAAAUGUUAUGCAAAGCUAUUUUAUAUAUGUGCUGUAUAUAAUUUCGAUUGUUUGUUUUAUUGUAUCUGCUUUUUCUGUUCACCAAAUAUAUCAUAAAAUAUUCUAGAACGAAGUGAUUGUUUCAUUUUAGUAUUUCGUAGAUGAAAAUCUGAUUUAAAGAACAAAAGUCUGUGUAUUGGAAACAAACAAAUUGAUGAUCACAAGAGUAAUGAAACACAACAAUAAAGGAAGAGCUUUAAAAUUG
This is a messenger RNA of Triplophysa dalaica, 9567 nucleotides long. It is a transcript of the gene notch2, whose product is annotated as notch receptor 2. Gene Ontology annotation, molecular function: calcium ion binding; signaling receptor activity; protein binding. The record is from RefSeq and is a predicted model, not a curated record. Lineage: Eukaryota; Metazoa; Chordata; Actinopteri; Cypriniformes; Nemacheilidae. Gene Ontology annotation, biological process: cell differentiation; regulation of DNA-templated transcription; Notch signaling pathway. Gene Ontology annotation, cellular component: signaling receptor complex; membrane.